AAGCGACGGACUCAGUUUUGUGACGAUCACCUCAGCCAUGUUUCUUGGGAAGAACAACACAUUGGGCUAACUUGGGUUUAAACAUAACCUUAACGUUAGCUACUAAUAGCGGAUUUAUUCCACAAGCACGUACCGUUGAAUCGCGUGUUUUUCAGUCUGUCCUCGCUUUAGCUUUAGCUAACGUUAGCCGCGGUGACUGGCGCGUAACGAGGACCAAGGUUGUCAAAUGUCACGACCACGGUCCGGCUCGCCACGAUACAGGAGGUUCCCGUGGGACGAACCGAACUUCAAUCCUCCCAAAGCCGUCACAGAACUCGAGGGGAGUCCGUCUGAGAGGAGCCGGCGCUCCCGAGAAGACCUCGAAGAGCACUGGACCUCCUUCAGGGAGGACAUGCACCACGAGGCCCAGAGGAGGAGCCCUCCUUUCCCAGAGGACCGGCAGUUUGGGCACCAGCGCCCCGCGAGCCAGGAAGAGUUUUACCGCCGCAGGCUGUCGCCACAUCACAGUGUGGCGAGCUUUGAUGGAGAGCGAAGGCCUUCCCCUCUGCAGGACGGAGCAGGAGGAAGAGGAAGAGGAGGAAGAGGAGGAGAGAGGCGCAGAGGAGGCUUUAGAGAGCUAUUCCAGAGAUAUGAAAACAGGACCACGUUGUCUCAGUCGCCGCUGAGGCUGGCGAGGGAGACGUUGCCGGCAACGCCGCUGUGUCACUCGGACCACCAGCAGAGGGAGGCGGGGGUCGGCUGGAGGAAAGGGGAGCAGGGCAGAGGCCGGGGGAGGUUCAGGGACCUCAGUCCCGUCGUGAGGUUGCACGACCAAAGAGGGGGAGCAGGUAGGGAGAGAGGAAGGAGGCCCGCACAGGGUCCCAACAGAGAGCGGCGAAGAGAGGACUCCCCUCAGGAGAGGAACCCCGCCUUUAAAAGGCAAAGGAGGGAAAUGGAUGACGGCGCUCACCUUGGGUACAGGGAUGAGGAGGACUUUGGGGAGCAGCGUUACUCGGUGGACUCCCCCAGGGACGAGCUCGGAGGAGGCGCCCGGCGCUCGGAGCCGCUCGUCGUGGAGCAUGAUCACGGCGCGGGGGGGGGGCCGCGGUGGGAACAGUUUGCCGAUCGCGGAGAUGUCGACCCCGACUUUGACCCCGACUUCAACCGACAGAGGAGCCCCCGCCCGGCCGGCGUCUCCCAGGAGCGCUUUAGGCCGCAGGGCCAUCGAGGGGACGCCAGAGGACGCCAUUUCCAAGACAGCUGGGGGGACUCUGACUAUCACGAAGGCAGGAGGGACCCCGCGCCGCAGGGAGGACCCCCCCCCCCGAGGCACGCGCCCGUGAACCACCGGGGGAGGGGCGCCCCCCUCCCGGCCAGGGGGCAGUCGGGAAGGAUUCAGCCGCGCUCACAGUCCUCUCAAGGAUACCAAGAGCCUCCCCCAGGGGGGCCGGGGGGGCAGCCCUUCAGGGGAGACGCCUACGAGGACCCCCGGGACGGAGAGCCCGACUGGGCAGACGAAGACGGACCUCAGCAGUGGGAACCCCGCCGGGCCGGAGGCCCCGAGCGGCCCCCCCAGAGGAGCGACUUGGACCCUAAAAUGCCCCGGCAGAGGGGGUGGGCCGAGGAGAGAAGAAACCACAUGACCGAGGAAACGCUCACCAUCAAAGUGGACAUGAGCCGACCUGCCAAGAACCACAGCUCGCUGUGCACCUCCUCGGACCGCCAGCUCUCAUUGGACCUGGUCAACGUGGGCCGCCAGCGGCUGGACUUCCUGCCCAUGCUGGAGCAUUCUGGGACGUACCGCGAGUCCACCAGCAGCUCCGGCACCUUCGCCCAGGAGAUCAUCACGCUGGUGCACCAGGUCAAAGAUCAGUACUUCAGAGGCAACGGGCUCAGCCUCAACCAGCGGUUCUCUGAGCCUCAGAAAGGCGGCUUCCAUGAAGACGGCUCGGAGGAGCUGACGCUGGACGAGCGGUUCAGCUCGAACCGAGGCUUCAGCUUGAACCUGAACUCCCUGCUGGACGAGGACGAGCCGCUCUUCUCCCGACUGGAGCCGCUGCAGCCGGUCCGAGGCCCGGGCGACCUGAGGCACGACCUCGAGAGGAGGAGGCAGGAGAGGCUGGAGGGGGUCAAGGUCACGAUAUCGGGCAGCAACGUGUCACAGCGCCCCCUGGGGCCCAGCGGCGAGUCGGGCUUCGACUACAGCGACCAGGACCAAGCGUCUCCGAUGGAGGACGGGGGCGUCUCCUUCUGGGCCGAGGCGCCGGGCCGGAGACGAGAAGGACCCACGGGGCCGAGGAGAGGAGGUCCUUACGCCCCCCAGCACAGGAACACUGAGCCCGGGAUCCGGCUCGGGCCGAUGAGGCAUCAGAACCACGGCAGCCACCCCCCAGGGCCCAGCUGGUGACCGGACCCCCGGUUCUGUCUUUACAACAAAGGAGCAGCCGAUUAAGAGAUUGUGGCACCAAACUGUGAAGAGCAGCACGCCGACCUAUGACCUCAUCUCCUCUUUUGUCUCCACAAGUUUUUCUUUCUGAUGAAUAAAACGUUUUGUCAAUUAGA
This is a messenger RNA of Pungitius pungitius (ninespine stickleback), 2541 nucleotides long. RefSeq lists its product as uncharacterized. Bases 227 to 2386 code for a protein of 719 amino acids. The transcript has 11 exons. NCBI's taxonomy places the organism in Eukaryota, Metazoa, Chordata, Actinopteri, Perciformes, Gasterosteidae. Gene Ontology annotation, biological process: positive regulation of transcription by RNA polymerase II. Gene Ontology annotation, molecular function: transcription coregulator activity; DNA binding. The record is from RefSeq and is a predicted model, not a curated record. Gene Ontology annotation, cellular component: mediator complex.